CACCCUUCUUCGCUGGUUGCUGCCGUCGCUUUCGUCUGUUGUUUUCCGGCGAGAAUUAAUCCGACUAAAUCGGUAAAGAAUAAAGGAGAGAAAAUCACCAGAAAAAAGUUUCCAACUUUUCUAGAGGAAGAACCGACAGGAUUUUCCUUUUUUUUUUUUGGAAAAAAAAGUUUUGUUUUCUGAAAUGGCGCAGCUUCAGGUGGAGGUUCCAGCUCAGAAUGGUGUGGCCAAUGUCGGAAAUGGCGUCGGCGGUGGCCCGUCGGCGACGACGUCGUUGUACGUCGGCGAUCUCGAAGGCAGUGUCAACGAGACGCAGCUCUACGACUUGUUCAGUCAGGUCGGCCAGGUCGUCUCGGUUAGGGUUUGCAGGGAUUUGAGCUCUCGGAGGUCGCUUGGCUAUGGCUAUGUCAAUUUCAGCAAUCCUCAAGAAGCUUCGCGUGCUUUGGAUGUUAUGAACUUCGCUUCUGUCAAUGGCAAGCCAAUUAGGAUUAUGUACUCUAAUCGCGACCCCACCACUCGUAAAAGUGGGAGUGGGAAUAUAUUUGUUAAGAACUUGGAUAAAGGAAUUGAUAACAAAGCUCUCCAUGAUACGUUUUCAUCAUUUGGAAACAUACUAUCUUGCAAGAUAGCUACUGAUCAUUUGGGUCAGUCGAAAGGAUAUGGUUUUGUACAGUUUGACAGUGAGGAGUCUGCUAAGGCUGCCAUUGAGAAUCUGAAUGGCAUGCUGCUCAAUGACAAACAAGUGUAUGUUGGGCCCUUUGUCCGUAAGGAGGAAAGAGAUAAUGCCACGGAAAAGGCAAAGUUCAACAACGUUUACGUGAAGAACUUGGCUGAAUCAACAACUGAAGAUGACCUGAAGAAGAUUUUCGGCGAAUAUGGGAGUAUUACUAGUGUUGUAGUUGUGAGGGAUGGAGAAGGAAACUCCAAAGGUUUUGGAUUUGUUAACUUUGAGUUGACGGAUGAUGCAGCUCAUGCUGUUGAGGCUCUUAACGGAAAGAAGUUUGAUGACAAGGAGUGGUAUGUCGGGAAAGCCCAGAAAAAAGCUGAAAGAGAGAUGGAGUUGAAAGGGAAGUUUGAACAAUCUGUCAAGGAGACGGUGGAUAAAUAUGAAGGGCUCAAUCUAUAUGUUAAAAAUCUAGAUGAUAGCGUGACUGAUGAAAAGCUGAGGGAGUUAUUUUCUGAUUUUGGUACAAUUACUUCAUGCAAGGUUAUGCGUGACCCUAAUGGUAUAAGUAGAGGAUCGGGAUUUGUCGCUUUCUCCACUGCUGAAGAGGCAUCCCGAGCUCUCUCGGAAAUGAAUGGUAAAAUGGUUGUUAGCAAACCGCUCUAUGUUGCACUUGCACAACGUAAAGAGGACAGAAGAGCAAGAUUGCAGGCACAGUUCUCUCAAAUGCGUCCUCCUGCAAUGGUGGCUCCAGUUAAUCCUCGUAUGCCUAUGUAUCCUCCAGGUGCUCCAGGUCUUGGACAGCAACUAUUCUAUGGUCAAGGCCCUCCUGCUCUCAUUCCUCCCCAACCUGGAUUUGGGUAUCAGCAGCAGUUGGUUCCUGGGGUUAGGCCGAACUUUUUUGUGCCAAUUGUCCAACCAGGUCAGCAGAACCAACGUCCUGGGGGAAGACGGUCAGGACCAGGACCCGUGCAACAUAACAGGCAGCCACCUCCAUUGGUGCAGCCACAGAUGCUUCCGAGGGGACGUGUCUAUCGUUACCCACCUGGUCGCAACAUGUCUGAUAUUCCCAUUGGUGGUGCUCCUGGUGGCAUGCUAUCUGUUCCCUAUAGCAUGGGUGGAGUGCCAAUUAGAGAUACUCCAUAUGGACAGCCUAUGUCUACUGGGGCUUUGGCUUCUUCCCUUGCUAAUGCAACUCCUGAUCAGCAGAGGACAUUGCUGGGGGAAAACUUAUACCCACUGGUGGACCAAUUGGAACAUGAAAAUGCAGCAAAAGUAACUGGUAUGCUCCUAGAGAUGGACCAGACUGAGGUUUUGCACCUGCUUGAGUCACCGGAAGCCUUAAAGGCAAAGGUUGCUGAGGCUAUGGAGGUUCUGAGAAAUGUUGCUCAACAGACGCCACAAGCCAAUAGUCCAACAGAUCGGAUGGCUACACUGUCGCUUAAUGACAACAUUGUUUCCUAAGUUUCGUUAGUGAAGCCAUGAUGCUUAUAAUUAGCUGUGUGCUAAUUGAAGUACUCAGUUUUGAAAUUUUGUUCCCGGUGUUGCUUAUUUUUCAUUUAAGAUGAGUUGUUUUAGGAUGUAGGGUAUCGGAUUUAGUUGAGAUCGAAUUUUACUAGCAGUGUGACUUGGAAUUUACUGCAUUUCUAUGGUUAAAUUAUAUGGUCCACAUUACAAGAUUUUGAACCAUAUUUGGUCUCCUGUUUUU
Messenger RNA from Morus notabilis, 2372 nucleotides. Its product is annotated as polyadenylate-binding protein 2. Bases 185 to 2128 code for a protein of 647 amino acids. Lineage: Eukaryota; Viridiplantae; Streptophyta; Magnoliopsida; Rosales; Moraceae. The transcript is spliced from 9 exons. The record is from RefSeq and is a predicted model, not a curated record. Gene Ontology annotation, cellular component: ribonucleoprotein complex. Gene Ontology annotation, molecular function: RNA binding.